ACUAUUUUGUUUUUUUUCUUCUACCACUUCAAUCUUUUCAAACUCAUCCUUAUACUUCUUAAUUAUCAAUUGAUCAUGGAAGGAUCAACAUCAAGAUCAACUUCCUUCCAUGGUUUUCUCCACCGUAUGCGACACCCUUCGUCGAUCGACCUCGUCCGAGCCAUUAAGAGUUUCAUUGUAUCAUUUUCAUUUUACCAACCGAAACCUGAAAAUGAUGGAAAAAGAGUUCAAGACUUCUUUCUUUCAAUGGAAGUUGCAAUUAGAAAUCAUCCACUUUGGGAAACUGCCACUGAAGAAGACAUUGAUUGUGCCAUGGAGGGAUUAGAAAAAUAUAUAAUGACUAAAUUGUUCUCGCGGACAUUUACUACUUCUCUUGAAGAUUCAAAGAUUGAUCAAGAAAUCUCAGAGAAAAUAAGCUUGCUCCAAACGUUUCUGAAGCCUGAACAUUUGGAUAUACAACCAGUUCUACAUAAUGAAGCCUCAUGGCUGCUUGCAGAAAAGGAAUUGCAGAAAAUGAAUGCAUUCAAAGCUCCACAAGAGAAACUCUCAAGCAUAAUGAAUUGUUGUAGAGUUAUCAACAAUCUGUUGCUCAAUGCUGCAAUGUCUGAGCAUGUGCCAGCUGGAGCUGAUGACUUUCUCCCUGUGCUCAUUUAUGUUACCAUCAAGGCCAAUCCUCCAAAUUUGCAUUCAAACCUUAAAUUCAUCAAGCUGUACAGAAGGCAAACAAAACUCAUCUCAGAAGCUGAAUAUUAUUUCACAAAUCUUGUGUCAUCCAAGACAUUUAUAACUGACUUGAAUGCUAAGUCCCUCUCAAUGGAUGAAACCAAAUUUGAGGAGUGCAUGCAGGCAGCCAAAUUGGCCAAGAAAGUCACAAAUGAACUACAUUCUACAAGUCAAAUGAAACAGCAAGAAAAGAAUGAAAGCAAUUUUUCAAACAAAAUGCAUAACAAACUUGAUGCUAGAGUUUUUCAUGUUUUGCAACAAGGAUCAAAUUAUCCAUACAUGGAAGCAAAGAGCAAAGAUCUUGCAAUGGAAGAUGUUGAAAUAUUACUACAUCAGUACAAGGAUUUAGUUGUUAAGUACACAAUCCUAUGCAAAGCUAUCAAUUGCCUUUCAGUGUCAGAGAAAGAACCAUUGCUUCUUCAGUUAAAAAUGCAAGGAGUCGACACACACACAAAUGAUCAAACCAACUCACAUCGAGAUAUAUCACAAUAAGAAAAUAAUUGCAUAUUUGUAUGUUUGUUUAUGAUCAUGAUUUUAAAUUGCUGUCUGCAAUUGUAGUUGCGUCUGCAAUGUUGCGGACUGUGAAGUCUCCGCAGCGGCAUAACAAUCGUAAUUUAGACUGCAUCGGCCAUAUUUUACUGCAAUAUAAAGAUUUGCAAUGUAAUAGCAACCUCAAUUUAAAACCAUGUUAUGAUAUUACUAUUGUAGUAUAUAGAUCACAAUAUAUGCUUAGAAUUAAGAUUGUAUCAUAGAUGUGUGUAAAUAAGUUAACAGAAUUUCAGAAUUAAUAUUUGUUUAAUUAGAGAAAAAUGUA
This is a messenger RNA of Cicer arietinum (chickpea), 1537 nucleotides long. RefSeq names its product vacuolar protein sorting-associated protein 9A-like. Gene Ontology annotation, cellular component: endocytic vesicle; cytosol. Gene Ontology annotation, biological process: vesicle-mediated transport. Gene Ontology annotation, molecular function: guanyl-nucleotide exchange factor activity; small GTPase binding. The record is from RefSeq and is a predicted model, not a curated record. Lineage: Eukaryota; Viridiplantae; Streptophyta; Magnoliopsida; Fabales; Fabaceae.